AUGUCCGGUAAUACGGGCGGUGGUCAGAAUCGUCUGUAUGCACUGUCAGAUCGCCAGGAUACAGAGGAUCGUGGAGAUGUUGUCACAGGGAAGGCGAAUAAUGUAGCUGAUGCUCUCAGUCGGCGUUCCAUGGGAAGUUUAGCUCAUGUCGAGGCAGACAAGCAAACUAUGACAAAGGAAGUCCACCGCUUAGCAAGCCUAGGAGUUCGAAUUCUAGACUGUGGAGAUGGUGGACUGAAGGAGGGAAUUCACAAACACAAGACUACGGCCUUUGAACAAGGGGAAGAUGAUGGUACUUUGAGGUACAGAGGCAGAUUAUGCGUUCCAGACAUAGAUGGGCUCAGAGAUCGGAUUAUGUCUGAAACCUAUAAUUCCAGGUAUUCCAUUCACCCAGGUUCCACAAAGAUGUAUCAUGAUCUUAAGGAGAUUUAUUGGUGGAAUGACAUGAAGAAUAAUGUAGCAAAUUUUAUGGCUAAGUGUCUAAAUUGCCAGCAAGUGAAAACAGAUGGCCAGGCAGAGCGUACUAUUCAGACUCUUGAGGACAUGUUGAGAGCAUGUGUCCUAGAUUUCAAAGGUAAUUGGGAUGACCAUUUGCCCCUCUUUGAGUUUUCUUAUAAUAAUAGUUACCACUCUAGUAUCCAUAUGGCACCGUUUGAGGCCUUGUAUGGGCGGAGAUGUAGGUCGCCAAUUCGUUGGUUUGAGGUUGGUGAAGCAGAGUUGUUAGGGCCAGACUUGGUCUAUCAGGCUAUGGAGAAAGUCAAGUUGAUUCAAGAGCAUUUGAAGACGGCUCAGAGUCGCCAAAAGUCCUAUUCGGGCAUGCGGCGCAGAGACUUGGAGUUCCAAGUUGAUGAUUGGGUGUUCCUGAAAGUUUCGCCUAUGAAAGGCAUUAUGAGAUUUGGGAAGAAGCGGAAGCUUAGCCCCCGCUAUAUUGGGCCAUAUAAGAAGUUCAUGGGAGACCCGUCUCUAGUUGUUCCUACAGAAAUCCUAGGGGUUAAAGAUAGUUUGUCCUAUGAAGAGAUCCCAGUGGCUAUUCUUGAUCGUCAAAUCCGCAAGUUGAGAACUAAAGAGAUUGCUUCAGUGAAAGUACUAUGGAGAAAUCAGAAAGUUGAAGAGGCUACGUGGGAGGCCGAAGAGGACAUGAAGUCUAGAUAUCCCCAUCUCUUUGAAGAGCAAGAAGAAAAUGCUGAAGACAAUUCAUUAGACAUUCAGUUCAGUAAUCAUGUAUUCAUUCAGUCAGUUCAGUGA
Lycium barbarum (goji berry) is the source of this 1245-nucleotide messenger RNA. RefSeq lists its product as uncharacterized. Bases 1 to 1245 code for a protein of 414 amino acids. The transcript is spliced from 6 exons. The record is from RefSeq and is a predicted model, not a curated record. Gene Ontology annotation, molecular function: nucleic acid binding. Lineage: Eukaryota; Viridiplantae; Streptophyta; Magnoliopsida; Solanales; Solanaceae.